GACAGCAGAUUUAACAGAAGGAGAGGAGGCAGAGACUGGGGAUGGGAGCAGUGAGCUGUCGACAGGGGCAACAGACCCGGGUGGCUGUUCCUCGCAAGCAGAGUGGCAACAUCCAGGCUCUCUGGCCCCGAGGCUGGAAGAGCCUCUGGUCUGGUCUGGGAAUCAUCAGGUCAGAUCUGGAAGAAUUAUGGGAACCACUAAGGCACCAAUGCCUGUAUGUGGAACCCCUACAUCCAGCCCCAUUACUAGUAGAGAAGCCCCUCUCUGAAUGGCCAGUGCCUCAGUUCAUCAACCUCUUUCUGCCGGAAUUUCCCAUGAGGCCCGUUAGGGGGCACCAGCAGCUGAAGAUUUUAGGUCUUGUGGCUAAAGGCUCUUUUGGAAUUGUCCUGAAAGUGCUAGAUUCUGCCCAGAAAGCUGUAUUUGCAGUGAAGGUGGUACCCAAGAUAAAAGUCCUACAGAGGAAUACACUGAGGCAGUGCAAAGAGGAGGUUAGCAUCCAGCGCCAGAUCAACCAUCCUUUUGUUCACAGCUUGGGGGACAGCUGGCAGGGAAAGCGGCAUCUCUUCCUUAUGUGUAGGUACUGCAGCACAGAUCUGUACUCCCUGUGGUCUGCUGUUGGCUGCUUGCCUGAGGCCUCUGUCCGUCUCUUUGCAGCUGAGCUGAUCCUAGUGCUGUGCUAUCUCCAUGACUUGGGCAUUGUCCAUCGAGAUGUGAAGAUGGAGAAUAUUCUUCUGGAUGAACGAGGCCAUCUGAAACUGACAGACUUUGGUCUGUCUCGCCACCUAUCCCAGGGAGCCCGAGCCUAUACUAUCUGUGGCACUCUUCAAUACAUGGCCCCAGAGGUGCUGAGUGGUGGGCCUUACAACCAUGCUGCUGAUUGGUGGUCCCUGGGUAUCUUACUUUUCUCUCUGGCAACUGGAAAGUUCCCAGUGGCAGCAGAGAGAGAUCAUGUGGCCAUGUUGGCAAGUGUGACCCACUCUGACUCUGAGAUUCCAGCUUCUCUUAACCAGGAGCUCUCACUCCUGCUUCAUGAGCUCUUAUGCCAGAACCCCCUCCACCGUCUGCGCCAUCUACAUCACUUCCAAGUCCACCCCUUUUUUAGGGGUGUGUCAUUUGACCCAGAGCUCCUACAGAAGCAGCCAGUGAACUUUGUCAUGGAGUCACAAAUUACUCAGCCCAGUGCAUUGGAGUCGAUGCCCUUCCAGGACUUUGACUGUGAUCUGGAAUCCUUCAUGGUCCACUCCAUUUCCUCUCUACUGUAGAUUGAGGCCUAGGUGGAAAACUGAGGAUCUCCACUGCCAACUCAGUACAGUCAUCUUGAUAAUCCAGUUUUCACUUUGUAGCCUAGUACUCUUUGUUAUCUUAGGUGUUAG
This is a messenger RNA of Dipodomys ordii (Ord's kangaroo rat), 1373 nucleotides long. RefSeq lists its product as uncharacterized. Bases 42 to 1262 code for a protein of 406 amino acids. Gene Ontology annotation, biological process: protein phosphorylation. The record is from RefSeq and is a predicted model, not a curated record. Gene Ontology annotation, molecular function: ATP binding; protein serine/threonine kinase activity. The transcript is spliced from 12 exons. NCBI's taxonomy places the organism in Eukaryota, Metazoa, Chordata, Mammalia, Rodentia, Heteromyidae.